CACUUCCAAAUUCAGCUUCGAGGCAAACCUGUUUGUGCUUUGAGAAUUUUGCUUCCAUCACAAUGUCAGCAAGGAUGUUUCUCUCCCCCACCAUGCUCUCAAAUGCUUUGAAUUUCCCGAAAAAGAUUCACUGCUUAAACCCUCAAAAUCACCCCGAUUCCCUUUCUGUUCCCAUCCAAACCACCCCUGAAAUCCCUGACACAAAUAAUGAAUUUAAGCAAAAUCCUCCGAUUCCAGCCACAAAAACAGCUCCAUGGAUGAAAGGUCCUCUUGUUCUUGAACCCAAUCAAGUUAUUGACUAUUCAAAACCUAAAACCAGGAAGAAGUCUUCUGAUAACAAAAACGAAAAGGCCGAAAAAUUAUUGACCCAUAAAGUUAGAGGCGGAAGAGGCAAACACGCAAUGAAGAAAAUUUUGUACAGUAUAGAUAUUCUUGAAGAAGAAAACCAAGAAUUAGAGGAUACCCAGAAAAAUUUAGCACCAAUCGAUUUUGAUUUGUCAUUGGGGAAGUUGGACGAAGAUAGCGACGGAGGAGAUAAGAGAUUGUUUCGCCGGAAACUGCCGUGGGAAAGGGUGGAAAGAAUGGUGUUUAGGAGGACAAAAAGGGUGAAAGCGGUGACUGCAGCUGACAUAACCCUUAAUGAUGAACUACUUGAGAGAUUGAGAGACGAGGCUAGGAGGAUGAGGAAGUGGGUGAAUGUUAAGAAAGCAGGAGUAAACGAAGGUGUUCUUGAACAAAUUAGGUUAAUUUGGAAUACCGAUGAACUCGCUAUGCUCAAAUUCGACAUGCCCUUGUGUCGAAACAUGGAUAGAGCACGCGAAAUCGUCGAGAUUAAAACGGGAGGCUUAGUGAUAUGGAGUAAAAAAGAUACUCUUGUUAUCUACAGAGGAUGCAAUUACAGAGAGAUGCGAUCUAGUUUCCAUGGUGGAAAAGAGGAGACGAAGCCUGUACAAGGGUCACUUUACGAAAGGGAAACUGAUAGAUUAUUAGAUGGUUUGGGCCCUCGAUUUAUUGAUUGGUGGAUGCCAAAGCCAUUGCCGAUUGAUGCAGAUUUGCUUCCUGAAAUCGUUCAUGGAUAUAAACCACCUUCAAGACUUUCUCUAAUGAAUGCUCCAUCUAAACUCACAGACAACGAGUUAACUCACUUGAGGAAGCAAGCUUACCAUUUUCCUACCCAUUUUGUCCUCGGAAGAAAUCAAAACCUGCAAGGCUUAGCUUCCGCCAUUUUAAAGCUAUGGGAGAAAUGUCACAUUGCAAAGAUCGCAGUGAAAUGGGGAAUUCCCAAUACAAACAAUGAACAGAUGGCUUAUGAGCUGAAGGUUUUGACAGGUGGAGUCUUGUUGUUACGUAAUAAAUUCUAUAUAAUUCUUUACAGAGGCAAAGAUUUCCUUUCUCCCACCAUUGCAGACCUUGUUUCCAACAGAGAAAUGGAGAUCAGAAGUUUCCAACAUCUUGAAGAAACCACACGUUCCAACAUAAGUCAAACCUUUGACUAUAUUGAUGAAACUUUAUCGGAUCUUGAUCAUGUUAGCACCAUUGGUACAUUAAAAGAAUUCGAGAUGAUUCAGUCAAAACACCAUGGAUUCAACUCUGGAAUUAGUGAUUCCGAAGUUGAAACCGAAGCUGAAAAGUUGAAGUUAGAAAAAGAAAUCCGGAAUCAAGAACGCAAGUAUUUCAUUCUCAAGAUGAAGAUAAACAAGGCAUCAAAAGAGUUAAUGAAAUUAUCCUCUGCAUGCAAGCCCACAGAGCCAAAUGAGGAUCAAGAGAUUAUGACAAGUGAAGAAAGAGAGUGUUACAGAAAGAUGGGGUUGAAAAUGGAUAGCACAUUAGUUCUUGGGCGACGUGGUGUGUUUGAUGGAGUGAUAGAAGGUAUGCAUCAACAUUGGAAGCAUAGGGAAAUAGUGAAAGUGGUUACAAUGCAAAGAGUGUUUUCAAGGGUGUUGUACACUUCACAAUGUCUUGAAGCAGAAAGUGGUGGAAUUCUUGUUUCCAUAGAGAAAUUGAAACUUGGGUAUGGAAUAAUUAUUUAUCGUGGGAAGAAUUAUAAACGCCCUUUAAAGAUUUCAAGAAUUCUACUUAGUAAAAGAGAAGCAUUGCAGAAAUCUUUGGAGUUGCAAAGAAUUGGGUCAUUGAAGUUUUUUGCAAAUAUGAGACAACAAGCUAUUUAUGAACUCAAGUGCAAAUUGGAGAAGCUUAGCAAAUAGUUUUCAUCCUUUUGAGCCAUGUAGAUAUUCUCCUAGUUCUACUUUGCUUUUAGAUAUGAUAUUGGGAGAAUGGUUAUGUCUGGAAUGCUGCAAAGUGAAUCCUUUUUGACACAAUGAAAAAGGGAAAUCAACUAGAAGGUGGAAAGAUGGAUGAUCUAAAUGUGUAAUGCUCCCCCUCCCCACUUAGCCCAUUAAGACAUCUUUUAUGUAUUAGGUCAAAAAGAUACGUCCCUAUAUGUAUGUCUAGAUUAAGUCCUCUUUUUGCUUUUUAUCUUUUUAUUAAACAUGUUUUAGGUAAAAACUUGUUGAAUAUUCUAUAGUUCAAAAUUAUCG
Molecule: messenger RNA, 2537 nt
Organism: Lactuca virosa
Lineage: Eukaryota; Viridiplantae; Streptophyta; Magnoliopsida; Asterales; Asteraceae
Source: the annotation of a GenBank genome assembly